UCCCCGCCGUUUGCAGCCAGGGAGACGGACGUGGGGAAGAUGUCGGCGUCCAAGGUGAAGCAGGACAUGCCUCCGCCGGGGGGUUAUGGACCGGUGGAUUACAAAAGGAACCUUCCCCGCCGUGGUCUGAGCGGGUAUUCUAUGUUUGCUUUGGGUAUUGGUGUCAUGCUAUUUGGCUACUGGCGCCUCUUCCGCUGGAAUAGAGAAAGAAGGAGGCUGCAGAUUGAAGAUUUAGAGGCUCGUAUUGCUAUUCUUCCACUCUUACAGGCAGAAACAGACAGACGUACCUUACGACAGUUGAGGCAGAAUUUGGAAGAAGAGGCCAUUAUAAUGAAAGAUGUACCAGGAUGGAAGGUUGGAGAGUCCCCUUUCCACACAGACCGCUGGGUUACCCCAACGCUUAAUGAGCUGUUCAGUCUUCAACCAAAGGAAGAACUGCUAAAGAAGAAGUAUGGUUUUCAGUGGUAUGUCUAAACAAUGGCAUCCACUCCACAACGCUAACACUUUCUCUAAACGUGUGUUAUCGGACAUUGAACUCUUACUCUAAGGGGUAUAAUGCUUGUCUUUGAAAUAAAUAAUCACAAUUUUAUAUCCUUAA
This is a messenger RNA of Pelobates fuscus (common spadefoot toad), 598 nucleotides long. It is a transcript of the gene NDUFA13, whose product is annotated as NADH:ubiquinone oxidoreductase subunit A13. The coding region runs from base 40 to 474 and encodes 144 amino acids. The transcript is spliced from 5 exons. Lineage: Eukaryota; Metazoa; Chordata; Amphibia; Anura; Pelobatidae. The record is from RefSeq and is a predicted model, not a curated record.